Molecule: messenger RNA, 684 nt
Organism: Phytomonas sp. EM1
Lineage: Eukaryota; Euglenozoa; Kinetoplastea; Trypanosomatida; Trypanosomatidae
Source: the annotation of a GenBank genome assembly
AUGGAAACGCGCGCCUUCGCGCAGGCCAGUGAAAAAACGGGUUCGGGUGCCCCGACCCCCGACGCGCUGACGGAGGAGGUGAUGGAGGAGGAUACCUUCCCCCACCGCUACCUCCACCCCGCCGCGACGUUUUCCUUCGCGGUGGCGCCCGGGCUGCGGUGGUUCGAUCCCGCCCGGAUGCGGCUCGAUCGGGAGGUGGAAGGGGUGGAAAAUUUCCACGGCCUCGCCCUCAGCCCGCGCGAUCUGCAGGACCUUCGGCUGUUCGACCUCGCGAUGCGAAACGGGGCGCGGGAUCUCCUGCACCGCGGCGGCGACGCGAUCCGGCGGGUCGCGCAGGGGGGGCUGGGGUGUUUCCUCGCCUACCAAUACACCCUCUACCCCGCGCGAGGGGCCGUCCAGCACCACCUUCCCAGGGCGACGCUUUCGAUCCAAAAACUCCCGCGGCCGUCGUCGGGUGCGGAAGCGGACAGGGAAGCCGUCGGAGGUGGCAACGAGGAGGGCGCGCGUUUCGUGGUCACCCUGCACGGCGUCAUGACGUGGCGUUUUCCGAGUAUGCGAGGGGGGGGGGGGGCGGCUCGUCGCCGCGGUAGACCGCAGCGUCGUCUUCGCGCCCCGGCCGCUGCCGCGGCGGAAUGCCGCGUGGGAGCGCCACCGUGGGCCCCCACUCGUCGUCCUCGCGGAUGA